GAAAAGCCUCCAUAUCUUGCACUUACCUCUCAAUGCAAGACCUUUUUUUGAAUUUCAAAACCAGGACAACAGGAUGCUUCCGUGUAUGCUUUGAUUUUAUUUCUCUUUGGGUUUUUCCCCUUCCCCUCCCCUCUCCUAAAUACCUGCCCUUUGACCCUCACCUCCCUAUACCCUUGAUCCUCACCCUAAAUUCCCUAUGCUUCUUGCACCCUCUUGACCAUGUUGCCAUGUGUCUGCCGACUCCAUCCUCUCUUUGCCUUUAUCUCUAUCGCCUUGCUGACAACAGGGGAAAACUGUCCGACGACCUGCAUGUGCCCGGACGCUCACACGGUGGACUGUAGCGACCGAGGACUCACUUACCUCCCCAAUGAGAUCCCGCUGGAUGUACGCAGGCUUCUACUGUGUAACAAUUGGAUUCCGCGCAUCCCCUCUGACUUCCUCGUACUCUACAGUGACUUGGUGUACUUGGAUCUCCGAAACAAUUCGCUCUCACACAUCGAGCCGGGAACCUUAAGCACCUCGUCCAGGUUGGUUUUCUUGGACCUGGGCAGCAACAACCUGACAGAGAUCCCUAAAGGGACUUUUGGUGAGUCAAGAAGUCUUAUUAAGUUACGUUUGGGCAACAACCCCCAUCUUAGCAUGGUUAGUGAAGAUGCUUUUAGAGGUUUGACCUCACUGCGAGAACUUGAACUAGAGCGCAAUGCCCUCUCGAGUCUACAAGUUGGUGCGCUGAGCCAGCUGCCUUCUUUGCGCAUGGUGAGAUUGGAGGGCAACCCUUGGGUAUGUAACUGCCACUUUGCCAGCCUCUUCUCUUGGCUUAUGGAAAACAGUCACAAGCUUCCAAAUGGAAUGGAGGCAAUGGAGUGUUCUUUGCCCACCGAUGGUCGCCGAGUGCCUCUCAGUCAGCUCUCCCUGGACAGCUUUCGGGAGUGCCAGAUCACCCUCACACUCACUGACUUCCUUAUCAUCAUCUUCUCUGGCAUUUCAGUAUCCAUAGCGGCCAUCAUGGCCAGCUUUUUCCUGGCUUCCACUGUUCACUGCUUCCAGCGCUGGAGCAAAGGUACCAAAGGGGAGGACGAGGAAAGCGAAGGAUGAAGACGAUCACCGAUCUGUCAGCAUCGACUGACUGAUCCCAGACCUGUUGGUAGAGGAAUGCUGGAUGCAUCAGACAUCAGACUUGUUUGGACUGUGAAUAAUCAGACACCAGUUACAGGUAGAGCUGAAGUUUGUCGGCUUGUCAGGUGGUAAAAUUUGAGGAACGUGUCACAAAUGGGUUAUUUCAGGUGGAAUAAAUACGAAG
Trichomycterus rosablanca is the source of this 1300-nucleotide messenger RNA. RefSeq names its product leucine rich repeat containing 38b (gene lrrc38b). The transcript has 2 exons. NCBI's taxonomy places the organism in Eukaryota, Metazoa, Chordata, Actinopteri, Siluriformes, Trichomycteridae. Gene Ontology annotation, cellular component: voltage-gated potassium channel complex. Gene Ontology annotation, molecular function: transmembrane transporter binding; voltage-gated potassium channel activity; potassium channel activator activity. The coding region runs from base 220 to 1095 and encodes 291 amino acids. The record is from RefSeq and is a predicted model, not a curated record.